Messenger RNA from Chaetomium fimeti, 1426 nucleotides. RefSeq lists its product as uncharacterized. NCBI's taxonomy places the organism in Eukaryota, Fungi, Ascomycota, Sordariomycetes, Sordariales, Chaetomiaceae. The transcript is spliced from 4 exons. The record is from RefSeq and is a predicted model, not a curated record. Bases 214 to 1206 code for a protein of 330 amino acids.
AAGCUUUCAGGUUUUCCAGCAUGCACAUGGAAGUUCCAAGCGUGGUAGUUCCAACCUCUAAAUGCCGAGAAAGAGGGAGUUGGGCAGGGAGCAAAAACUAUAUAUAAGCUGGAAUAGAAACGGGGCAGCAGAGUUCUGGUCUUCGUCUUCUUCUUGCCAGGUCCCUCCCAGAACCACGCUUCCCAAGACCAGAUACAGUGGAACACCGUGAACAUGAAGACGCUCUGGGCAGCACUCGCGCUGAUCGCGCCUGUUCAGGCCGGCCUCCGCUUCCCCUGCUCGACCUUGACUAUCCAACGCCUCGACCCCGUCGUCCAGCCAGGCGCCAUCCCGGCGGCCCAUGUCCACCACAUCGUCGGCGGCAACGCCUUCAACGCUACCAUGGAAGGGGAUGUCGGUGAGAGAGCCACCUGCACAACCUGUCAGAUGUCUGAGGACUUCUCGAACUACUGGACCGCCCAUUUGUACUUCAAGCACCCCAACGGCUCCUAUCACCGCGUGCCUGUUCUUCCUGUUCAGCCCCUGCUGGGUGGCUCCCAGGGCGCUCAGGGUGGCUUGACCGUCUACUACACCCAGUUCGACCUGAUCAGAGAUAACCUCCAACAGCAGAAGGUCACGGCCUUCAAACCGGGUUUCCGCAUGACCGUGGGCAGCCCGACCGUGAGCGGCAAACCGCAAGUCGGCCUCCGUUACCAGUGCCUGCAGGGCCAGAACAGAGGUCCCGAGCUGGACAGCUUCCCCACCGGCCCAUGCUCGAGCGGCAUCUUCACCACCCACCAUUUCCCCGCCUGCUGGGACGGCAAGAACCUCGACAGCCCCGACCACCAGUCGCACAUGUACAACACGAUCCGCAGCGACGGCUUCCUCAACGCCCCCGCCUGCCCGGCCUCCCACCCGGUCCGCAUGCCCCAAGUCGCCUUCGAAACGGUCUGGGACACGGCCAAGUUCAACGGACUCUGGCAAUCGGGGCAGCCCAACCCCUUCGUGUGGAGCUUCGAGGGCACGGGGGGCGGGACGCACGCCGACUACAUGUUCGGGUGGAAGGGCGACUCGCUGCAGCGGGCGAUGGACAAGUCCGAGUGUUUCUACGACGGCUGCGGGUCGAUUACCAAGCAGGCCAUGGCGGUGGCGAACCAGUGCACCAUCAAGGAGACGGUGCGCGAGCAGACGGAUGGCUGGUUGAUCAAGCUUCCGGGUCGCGAAUGAGGUAGGUAUUCUGUACUUGGGAUCUGAUGUGGAUGGGUUGGAGGGAGCGUAUGGGGUGGCGUACUGAGAGUGACCUCCGUCUAUCCCGUCAUGUCCGUUAUAUUGUCCGAGCUGGGACUGAGUGUGAGUGGUAAGCUUGUUGGCAUAGGUACCUACUUGAGCUUCAUAUUUAGUAGCCACAACCUCAUGACUGCCUGAAUAACCUAGCCCUUAAGCUGUG